Bactrocera oleae (olive fruit fly) is the source of this 1421-nucleotide messenger RNA. RefSeq lists its product as uncharacterized. NCBI's taxonomy places the organism in Eukaryota, Metazoa, Arthropoda, Insecta, Diptera, Tephritidae. The record is from RefSeq and is a predicted model, not a curated record.
GCAUUUGCAUGCUGCCAGUCAGUAAUAACUUAGCUACCGAAAUAGACCUAUGCACUUGUUGAAUAUUCUUUUAAUGUGAUUUUCUUAUAAGAAAGAUUUAAAUGACUUUAAAAUAAGUUUUUACCGUGUAACUCGCAAUAAAAUUGGGUUGCAUGCACGCCAAACGCACUUUAAGACGCUUGAGUGCCUCAACACCAACAGUAAGCAAUAAGCUUCGCAAAUAGAAAGUUAAGUGAACACAAUGCUUUGGCUAAAGCUGCUGCUGAUCAAUCUUCAAAUAAUCCUCGCAUUGCAGUUGUGCAUCGCCGCCAAUACAGCCGAAGUGGACGUGGACGAACUGAAGUCGCAAAUCAGCAGUCACCUAAGCUACACAGCACGUCGGCUUGCGCGCAUUCAGCAGGACGUCGACGAAAAGUAUGCCAUCGAAUUGGAGCAACUGCUGGCGCGUUACUUAAAAGCCGCCAAUGCCGAGGAUCCUCUAGUCGAGGAGAAGCAGCUACUAGAGUACGAAGGGGAGCAACGGCAGGCAUUUAUGGCUUAUGUAAAUCUGCAGUACGAUGAGCAAUUCCUCAACGAGGACAUACGCGUACAAGAGUGGAGCAUGCGCACGCUGAUGACGGAGGUAAGCGGUCCAUUGGCUGAGGAAAUUGAAAAGGUCUUGCCAGCUUAUGAGAGUGCUGUGAAGAUUGAUGACUUCGACCAGAAAUAUGCUGCUUUCACCGGUAUACAGGAGACAUUUUCGACGGCAUUGUGGCAGCUGAUCGACGCUGAACCAGAGGAGGAAGCGGUGCUCAAUGUGCAGCUGAAGUUUUUUAAGGAGUUUUUGCUCUAUCUGCAGAAGCAGGAAGAUGCUGCGUCUUUCGCCGCAAUACUAAAAGAUGCAUUAAAUGUUGUAGAGUCGGCGCUGAUGAGUGCGGAUCUCAAGCCAAAGAUGGAGGUGCUAGAUAGUUUUGAUGAUUUGACGACGAAAUUUCGGCGAUAUUUGGAUUAUAAGGUACUGGAAUUUCAGUUUGAUCGAUUUGGACAGUAAAAGUGCGGUUUAGCAAUUUUGUGUUCAAUGUGUUAAAAAUAUUCGAAAAUAUUGUGUGAAAAUCGGUGUGCAUUUAUUUGGAGUAAUUAAAUUAAAUAAUUAAAAAAAAAAAUACAACUACAAACUCAAUGUGUUAAGUGAAUUGAAUACAAAUAUAUAUAUAUGAGACAUUUGCCAUGUAUAUAUAUUUAUUUGAAUGUAGGAAUUACAAAAAUUUUCCAAUAAAAUAUAAAUAUUGGCGUAUCAGUUUAUUAUUUCAACCAAGUAGGUGACGCAAUUGUAUAUUUAUUGUUUUCAGUGGUUAAUCUAAGAAAGUGCUUAAGUCAACUUGCACGAAAACUUGAAUAAAAACCAUACAAAAGGAAGUUGUAUAACGAAAAAUGGCAAUUUA